Ordospora colligata OC4 is the source of this 1830-nucleotide messenger RNA. RefSeq lists its product as uncharacterized. The transcript has a single exon. Lineage: Eukaryota; Fungi; Microsporidia; Ordosporidae. The record is from RefSeq and is a predicted model, not a curated record. Bases 1 to 1830 code for a protein of 609 amino acids.
AUGAUUGCCCUUACAAUGGUUAAUAACAAAAAUGAAAAAAUUAUAAAACAGGCAGAGUUGAGCGCACAAGAGAAAUUGAAAGAAGUUAUAGUGAAUGCAUCACUAACGGCAUCGAAUUCACCAGAAAGGAAUGGAGAGGAAAUGGCAGCAUUUCUGAAUGGAAUUGAGGGUAUUUGGAGAGAUGAAUAUUAUAAUGAGUUGGAAAAAAUGAUAGAUCGCAUUGAUGAUCUAGUAGUGAAAUUUAUGGUUCUGAAAGAACUUAGGGAGCGUUUUGAAAAGGCAAAGCUAACAGUACCUGAUUGGAUUAAACAAAAAAUCGAUAACCCAUUUAAAGAAAUUGAACUUGUAAUAACAUGGAGUAAUGUAGAAGCAUUGGAGAAAGAGUUUAAUGAAUUCAAGCAGAAGAUGACUGAAAACCAGUUUGAAGGAAAAAAACUAUAUUCUAGAAUAAAAGAAAUUAUGCAACUUAUUAUAACACAUUUUUAUAAAAACAAGUCAUUUUUGACUGAACUGAGUAAUAGACUAAGUAAGCCAGAUCAAACGUUUACAAAAGAAACUAUAGCAAUUAUAUGGAGUAUCUAUGAAGUUAAUGAUAUUGUAAACUUGUUGCUAAAUAUAGAGGAUGAUAAAAGAACGAUGAUAUUAGGGCAACUAGGGAAUAUACACAGAACGGAUAUAUUGAUUUAUGUUAUCUAUUACUAUUACUAUAAAAUAAAAGAAAAAGAAAAAGAAAAAGAAAAAGAAAAAGAAAAAGAAAAGAAUGAUACAAAAAAGAUAUUUUAUGCGGUUGAAGAUGAUCCAAUUAAAGAGUUGUUGAAGGAUCGCUCUAUUAACAAAGAUGGUUGUGCUAUUGAUACAGAUGAAUGUAUUAAGUUGAUGAAAAUGCUGAAGGAAUCAUCUGUUGGACUUGAUAAGAUAGCAAGGAUGCUAGUUGGGAUAGAAAGUAAGGAUUCGACAUACAAUUUGAUUACUUUGAUGGGAAUUCAUACUGGAUAUGGUUAUGUAGGAGAUGUAUUGUUGAGUAUUAAAGAUAAGGAUAGAGAAAGUGGAAAGAAUGGAAAGAAUGGAAAUAGUAGAGAUGAUAAAGAUAUAGAGUUCAAAAAAAUGAUUUGUAAGAUUAAGGAGAGCGAUAUGAUCCUGAUUACAAAAAUACUUUUUGGAAUUAAGGAUGUAGAUAAGCUUAGGGAGUUUAUUUAUAGGAUGCCGAAAGAGAUUGAAGGACAGAAAGUAAUGAAGAAAUUGGAAGAGAUAAGUAUCGAUGAUGUGAAUGAUGAGUAUGGAAAUCCUUGGUGUAUUGGAUAUGAAAUGAUUGCAGGAUUGUGUGUAUUUUUUAAUCCGUAUGUUAUUGGGGAGAUGAUACCUGAUAUGAAUGAAGAUGAGAUAAUAACGGUGUUGAAUAAGAUAAAGAUGAUUAGCAUAGAAGAUUUGGAUAUGUUGGUGAGCUGUAUUUAUGAUAAGGUAAAUAAGAUGAAUGUAUUGUUGAAUAAUGUAAAGAAGAUGAAUGUAUUGUUGAAUAAGGUUAAUAUUGAUGAUAUGAUUAUUGAUGCGUUGAUGAGUAAAUCAAUUGAAGAGCAGAAAAAGAUACUAGGGAAUGUUAAGAAUGAACAGUUGCGUAAGAAGAUAAUUGAUGCAAUCAAAGAUAAAGAAGCAAAUAAGAAUGCAUAUGAAGAACAACAGAAAUUAUUGAAUAAAAAUAAACGAGAACAGAAGAUGAAUAUGAUAAAUGUAUCAAUAAUAACGACAGUAGUUGUUAUGAUGAUUGUUGAAGUAUUGAUGAGUGUGAUUAGUGUAAUAAGUGCAUUGAUGAAUGGGAAUAAAUGUAGUGAUUAA